Gilbertella persicaria is the source of this 2170-nucleotide messenger RNA. RefSeq names its product acyl-CoA dehydrogenase/oxidase C-terminal. Bases 57 to 2156 code for a protein of 699 amino acids. Gene Ontology annotation, cellular component: peroxisome. The transcript has 8 exons. The record is from RefSeq and is a predicted model, not a curated record. Gene Ontology annotation, molecular function: acyl-CoA oxidase activity; fatty acid binding; FAD binding. Gene Ontology annotation, biological process: lipid homeostasis; fatty acid beta-oxidation using acyl-CoA oxidase. Lineage: Eukaryota; Fungi; Mucoromycota; Mucoromycetes; Mucorales; Choanephoraceae.
UAAAUUCAGUUGAUUUUCUUUGUUUGUUUCUUUCUUUUUUUCUCUCUCUUAUUAACAUGUCUAACAAAACCAUAUUGACUGAACAUGCUGUCGAUCCUAUUGUCAGCAUGAAUGAAGAAAGAGCCAAAGCCAAUUUUGAUGUUCGAUCCUUGACUUAUUUAAUGGACGGAGGAGAACGCAAUACAUUGUUAAACGAGAAAAUCAUGCUUGAAUUGGAGCGAGACUCUCUUUUCAAAAUGGACGAUAUACAUGACAUUUCAAAAGAAGAACUUCGUGAACGCACCAUGGAAAAAUUUCGCAGCAUGCUAUAUCAUCUUCAAAAUGAAUCUGUUGAAACAUUCAAGCGACGCAUGUCCAUUGUCAGUAUUGUUGAUCCUGGAUUCUGGACUCGAUUUGGUGUUCAUUAUGGUUUGUUUGUGGGUGCUUUACAGAGCAAUGCAACACCUGGCCAAUUAGGCUAUUGGUUUGAAAAAGGUGCACUUGGACUCAACCAUUUCAUUGGCUGCUUUGCCAUGACAGAACUCGGUCAUGGCUCCAAUGUACCUGGAUUAGAGACUACAGCUAUCUUUGAUGAAGCAGCAGAUCAGUUCAUUCUUCAUACACCUACUUUAACAGCCACAAAAUGGUGGAUUGGAGGUGCUGCUCAUUCAGCUACGCAUGCUGCUGUGUUUGCUCAAUUGAUUGUGCAUGGUAAACGAUAUGGUACAAAAUGCUUUGUGGUCGCCUUAAGAGAUCCCAAAACAUAUCAACUUUUGCCUGGUAUUACCAUUGGUGAUAUUGGUAAAAAAAUGGGAAGAGAUGGUAUUGAUAAUGGCUGGAUUCAAUUUACCCAUGUCAGGAUUCCUAGAGGCCAUAUGCUCCAAAAACAUACCAAAGUCUCUCGCACAGGCCAAGUCAAAGAACCUAAAUUACAACAAUUGACUUAUGGUGCUCUGCUACAAGGAAGAGUUACCAUGGUAGCCGACAGUGGCCAUUUCUCAAAAAAGGCACUUUCGAUUGCUAUACGUUAUGCUGCUGUUCGACGUCAGUUUGCCAGUUCACAUGCCAAUGGGAUUGAAACCAAACUCUUAGACUAUCCUAUCCAUCAACGCCGUCUGAUGCCUUUACUUGCCCAAACAUUUGCUAUGCUUUUUACGGGUACUGAAAUGACAGACAUGUACAAUAUCAUGAUGUCUCAUUUAGAUGGAGCAAAAGAAGGUGAUGAAGAUCUUGAAGGCGUGAUAGAGAUGCUGAAAGAAACGCAUGCCACCAGUGCUGGUCUCAAAGCCUUCUGUACCUGGCAUUGUCUUAACAUCAUUGAACAAUGCAGACAGUCCUGUGGGGGCCAUGGGUAUUCUGCCUAUACUGGGCUGGCUCAGAUGUACCAAGAUUUUGCUGUCCAAUGUACUUGGGAAGGAGACAAUACCAUCUUGACACUUCAACUGGGUCGUUAUUUAAUCAACAGUUACCGUGAAGCAUUGAGAGGCAAGCAACUUUCACCCGGUGUAGGCUAUUUGAAUCGUUUAGAUGAACUUUUGCAUACACAAUGUCAAGUCAACCAAUUGGAAGAUAUCUUAUCACCCGAGAUCAUCAUUGAAGGUUGGCAAGUGGUGUGUGCUCAUAGCGUAAGAAAGGCAGGCAUUGAAUUUGAAGCAUGUCUUGAACAAGGUAUGGAUAUAGAUGAUGCUUAUGAACACUGCUCUCAAUCCCGUCUUUAUGCUGCUAAACUUCAUUCGUUUGGUUAUCUUUUUCAUCGUUUUGCAGACGGUGUGUCUAAAACUUCUGGUGAUCUGUAUGAUAUCUUAAUUAAGGUCUGUUUGUUGUAUGGUCUGUAUUCCAUUGAAGAAAAUGCGGGUGCCUUUUUAGAGUAUCAAUACUUUACACCUCCUCAAAUUGAGUUUGUUCGUUCUUCUGUCAAUCGUUUAUGCAAACAAGUACGAGAUCAAGCAAUUCCAUUAGUGGAUGCAUUUAACUUGAGUGACUAUGUGAUCAACAGUCCUCUAGGCCGUCGUGAUGGUAAUGUCUAUGUGCAUUAUUUUGAUCAAGUCAAGCGCUCCAAUCCUCAAGGCCAACAUCCUUAUUUUGACCGACUCAUCAAGCCUUUGAUUCAAAGAGAGAUUGAAGGACUGGAUGAAGAUGAACAAGCAGGUUUAGAAUCAGAAUCAGAUGAAGAAUAAAAAUAAGUUUAUAA